AUGAAGAGUUUGGGCAAACUUCACAGCGACACAGAGCAGCUGCUAACAUCUUUAUCAAACACUCGUCCAUCCCUCACUCUGAGUAAACAACAUUGGAUUGAAGAAAGCAGUGAAGGGCAUCUUUUACUGGAAGAAAAACAGACUUGUUCAAAGAAGGGUGAAGUACGGGAGAAUGGAAAACAAAGGAGAAGCCCAAGAGCCAAAUACAUACCUGAGGGCAAAGAGUCAUACACAUUAACUGACCUCAGUGAUGUAUCCUUACCUCCUCAUACAACGGCCAUUUCCAUUGAUGACCUCUCUCCAAACUCACCCAGCAACCAUCAGCCUCUCUCCUCCGAACGGCCCUCCACGGCUUCCCAGCGCACUGUUAAAGCCCUCAAGAGAUGGCUGAGCAGCCCAGUUCGACGGCUGAGUCUGGGAGGAAAAGGCAAAGGUCACACCUCAAAGUCGAUUCAGAGCCCAGAAGGAUCAGCCUACAUGUUCCUCCCUCUCUCACCUACCCAAAGUCCACUGAGUCCAGGAGAGAGGUCUGAAAAACUACCCCACACCUACAUAUCACUGGACUGUGAUGAGCUUUCCGUACUAGCCUCUCCAGACAGCCCCUAUUACCCCAGAUACCUAAAUGAUCUACUGCAGAGUCGUCACAACUUGCUCCAUGGGGACAAUGCUCCGUCCAUGACUGCUGAGGAAUAUUUACGAUCAGAGGGUUCAGAGAGUGAUGAAGAAGCUAGAAACACUGCCUUGGAGAAAAGCAUAUAUGUGUUGAAUGAGCUGGUUGAGACGGAGAAGCUGUAUGUGGAAGAUCUGGGGCUUGUAGUGGAGGGUUAUAUGGCCACAAUGAACACUAUUGGGGUACCUGAGUAUCUGGAGGGAAAGGAUAAAAUUGUAUUCGGGAAUAUACAUCAGAUCUAUGACUGGCACAAGGACUUUUUCCUUGGUGAGUUGGAGAAAUGUGUGUGUGAACCUGAUUUGCUGGCUCAACUUUUUAUCAAACAUGAGCGGAGGCUUAACAUGUAUGUGAUCUACUGUCAAAACAAGCCAAAGUCUGAGCACAUUGUUUCAGAGUAUAUUGAGACCUAUUUUGAGGAAAUGAGACAACAGCUGGGUCACAGGCUGCAGUUAAAUGACCUGCUUAUCAAACCAGUUCAGAGAAUCAUGAAAUAUCAGCUGCUCCUUAAGGACUUUUUGAAGUACUACACUAAAGCAGGCAGGCAGACAGAAGAGCUUGAGAGGGCAGUGGAGGUGAUGUGUUUUGUUCCAAAGAGAUGUAACGACAUGAUGAAUGUUGGAAGACUUCAAGGUUUUGAGGGCCAGCUGAAUGGACAAGGAAAGCUGUUGCAGCAGGACACCUUCAGCUUAAUUGAAAAUGAGAACAGCAUUCUCUCCCGUCCCAAAGAGAGACGAGUCUUCCUCUUCGAGCAGCUUGUCAUCCUUAGUGAACCAAUUGACCGCAAAAAAGGCUUUUCCCUGCCAGGAUACAUCUAUAAAAAUAGCAUAAAAGUCAGUUGUUUAGGCAUUGAGGACCGUUGCACUGACGACCCAUGUCGGUUGGUGUUGACGUCUCGUAAUGUUGAUGGAAGCACGCACCGAUUUAUCCUGUAUGCAUCGUCCCCAGAAGUCAGAUUAUGUUGGGCAAAUGACAUCAUACAGAUUUUAGAAUCACAACGCAACUUCUUAAAUGCCCUACAGUCUCCUAUUGAAUAUCAGAGGCAAACAAUUAAAUCUCUUAGCUUGGGAAAGAACAUGACAGAAGCACAGUCGCUAGAUUACGGCCUACAACCCUACAGCUCUGCCUCCGUUGACCGCCAGCGUCUGCACUCCUGGAAUUCUUCACAUCCCUCUCUGCCUCAUUAA
This is a messenger RNA of Triplophysa rosa, 1854 nucleotides long. RefSeq names its product Rho guanine nucleotide exchange factor (GEF) 25b (gene arhgef25b). The coding region runs from base 1 to 1854 and encodes 617 amino acids. Gene Ontology annotation, cellular component: cytoplasm; plasma membrane. Lineage: Eukaryota; Metazoa; Chordata; Actinopteri; Cypriniformes; Nemacheilidae. Gene Ontology annotation, molecular function: guanyl-nucleotide exchange factor activity. The record is from RefSeq and is a predicted model, not a curated record. The transcript has 15 exons. Gene Ontology annotation, biological process: axon guidance.